Molecule: messenger RNA, 1482 nt
Organism: Closterium sp. NIES-67
Lineage: Eukaryota; Viridiplantae; Streptophyta; Zygnematophyceae; Desmidiales; Closteriaceae
Source: the annotation of a GenBank genome assembly
CCUCAGUUGUAUUCGUCCACUGUCGCUCUAGUGUCUGUCCUCGAGACUCAGCUACCUCCAGAUUUCCUCUCGCCUUGCGGGGACAUCCUGCAGCGCGAGUUCUUCCAUCUUAUACUUCCCAUCCGAUCUCCUUUUCUUUCCCAGCACUCGGCCCCAUGGCGAAAUUCGGCGAGGGCGACAACCGUUGGAUCGUGCAGGAUCGGGCGGACGGCGCGAACGUGCACAACUGGCACUGGGCGGAGAAGGACUGCAUGGAGUGGUCGCGGCGGCGGCUGGGGGAGCUCAUUGGCGGACUGACGGUGCUGGAGGGGGAAGGCGGGUGCUGGAUCCGCACAGGCGCGAUCGAAAAGGUCGACGGCGAGGCAUACGUAAACAUCCGCAAGGGAAAGAUUAUCCCAGGCUACGAGCUUCACGUGCGCCUGGGCUGGGAGGGCGAGGUGAAAGACUCUGCCGACGCGCAGCCAGUCGCGUCCGUUAAAGGCUUCGUCGAGCUGCCUUAUAUCGCGGACGAGAACCACGACGAGGAUCCCGAGGUGAAGAUCGCCCUGGCCACGGAAUCCGCGGGCGGCAACGGCGGAGGGUCGGCAGCAGCCAAUCGGCUGCGAGAUGCCAUGCUGGCGCGAGGCAAGCCGCUUAUUCUGGAGAAGAUCCGCGUGUUCGUUAAAGACAUCCAGGCGGGUGGGCCCGCUAGGGAAGAGCUGGAGAAGGCUAAGGCAGGGAAGCCAGCAGGAGCGGCAGGGACAGGUUCGGAAGGGGGGAAACCAGCAGCAACGACGGCAGCAGCAGCAACAGGUGUAGCGGCCCCAGCAGCAGCAUCAGCUGCGUCAGCAUCUACUGCGAGCACAGCUGCAGCUACCCCCGCCAGCAAGAGCAAGAAAGAGAGCAGCAGCAGCGGCAGUGGUGCUGGAAAGAAGACGAUAACCAUCACACAGAAGUUCCACUGCCGGCCGGCAGACAUUUUCGAGACGCUGAUGGAUGAGAAAAGGUGGAUGGCUUUCACGCAGUCCAAGGCGAAGGUCUCGACGGACGUGGGGGGUACCUUUUCCCUGUUCGAUGGGUCGGUGACAGGUGUCAACCAGCGGUUGCAGGAGAACAAGCUGAUCAUGCAGAAGUGGCGGUUCAGCAGCUGGCCUGACGGUCACUACUCCACAGUAUGCAUAACGUUGGAGGAGCCUCAAGUGGGUGACACGAUUUUGCGGCUGACACAGACCAACGUGCCUGAAGAGGACAGGUUUGGCAAUGCCACGGUGUUUGAAACAACCGAGCGCGGCUGGAGAGAGCUGAUCUUCGCUAGGAUUCGGGCAGUUUUUGGCUAUGGGGCGUAGUGUUGAUCUAAGAAAUGGAUUGUUGAAGAAUGGCGCGUUUGGAAGCAAAUAGAUAUCAUCUGAACAUCGAACAUCGAUGUGUAUGCUCAAUGGAUUCAGGUGUGUCGAACCUGCUGCGCGCAUAGUUGGUAACGCGGACAUUUUCCCGAAUCCCGAU